Messenger RNA from Leishmania mexicana MHOM/GT/2001/U1103, 1035 nucleotides. RefSeq lists its product as hypothetical. The record is from RefSeq and is a predicted model, not a curated record. The transcript has a single exon. Gene Ontology annotation, molecular function: acireductone dioxygenase [iron(II)-requiring] activity. The coding region runs from base 1 to 1035 and encodes 344 amino acids. Lineage: Eukaryota; Euglenozoa; Kinetoplastea; Trypanosomatida; Trypanosomatidae.
AUGACUGACUGCUGGUACAUACCAGAGGUGCUGGCGGAUCGCCGCGAUGAGAACCGUCUUUCGCCAAACGUGUCCGGCAGCUACGAAGUGCUUGGUGAAGCAGGGAUCUUCUACCGUCACUUUGACCCGAAGGAGGUAAGCGACGACAUCGAGGGCUUCAUCCAGCCGCUUCUCAAGAAGCUCAACUACCACAGCUACGACGUCGUGAACCUCAGCCCGGCCAACCUCGGCGCAGAGAAGUUCGAGACUCUGGCAGAGCAGCACUUCACGGAGCACAUUCACGAAGACGAUGAGGUGCGGUUGAUUCUCGAAGGUCAAGGCUACUUUGACGUGCGCGAUAUCAACGACAAGUGGAUUCGAUUGCUGUCGAAGCCUGGCGACUGCAUCGUUGUACCGGCCGGUAUGUACCACCGCUUCACGACGGAUCAGAGCAAGUACAUCAAGACGCUGCGCAUCUUCAAGGAGGCUCCGCGAUGGAUCGCGCUGAACCGCAGCCCGGAGGCGGAGGAGAAGCCGGCGCGCAAGGAGUACCUCGCCCGCCUGCACGCCCCUGCCGAAACGGCUGUCGGCGCCGCCAACAGUCGCACGAUCUUCUCUCUGCGCUACCCGCUGAAGCUGGACGCGGAGCUCACCGUCAUGGCGAAGCAGCUGCUGGAGCAGCACAGCCAGCAAUCGCAUGCCCUCAUGAUUUAUCUGACAGGCUCCACCGAUCCAACUACCGGCGAGUCCUGGUGCCCGGACUGUGUUCUGGCGAAACCGCAGGUCGCGAAGCGCUUUGCAGAGCUCCAAGGCAAGUAUGGUGAGGAGCACGCCAUCUUCCUGCAGCUCCCGGUCGAGCGCGCCAGCUACCUGGGCAACCCGAAUUUCCUCUAUCGCACACACCCGACCCUGCAGCUGGCUAGUGUGCCGACGCUGCUCGUGCUGACGCCGACCAAGGACGCCAAGGAGAAAGGCGACGUGCAGUGGUACGACCUGCUCGACGUCAAGGUGCGCACCUGCGAUGCUGACAAGGCAGAUGUGCUGAACCUCGAGUAA